CAGCAAGAGCAAGAGCAAUAGAGCUCCCUCGAUCAGCUGGUCCAAGCGAGGAAGACACGUGCGGCGGAUCUCCCUGUGGCUGCUGCUCUCCCGUCUCACCCUUCUGGUUGGACCCUGGACUCCCUGAGGUGGUGCAAGCAGUGGUGGUGUGUGCUGUGGCUACACUCAUUAGUGGGUGAGCAUGAAGCCUAAAAACAAGGGUGGUGUGACGGGUGCCGGACUGAAGAGGAAGAAGGGGAGGAUAACACCACAGACCACUAUUGAUGACAUGUUCUCCAUGAUCAAUGACGAUGUGGAGGAUGAUUCGGAUGAGGAAGGUUCAGCCCUGCCGAGGAAGAAAAAGCAAAACAUCGCCAAGAAGAAAAUGAUAGAGGAUAAUGAUGACCUGGACUUUGAGGAGGAUGAAGACCUGGCAGGAGUUGGCACCAUGAGUCGGAAUCAGUACCUGGAGAAGCUCAAGAAGAGUGACCCGGAUUUUUAUGCCACCAUGAUGCAAUCUUCAGACCUGAUGGACCUCAACAGCUCAGGGGAGGAUGAGAGUGAGGAGGAGGAGCGAGGAGGAGCAAUAUUUGAGGCGCCAGAUAAGCUUGAGGUCGGGAGUGACGAGAGUGACGUGGAGGACGAGGAGCUCCAGAAGAGAGGCUCCAACAUUGUCACGGCCAGAAUGAUCAACCAAUGGGAGGAGGAGUUACAGGGCACCAAGCCCAUCAACACCUUUCUGGAGAUGUCUCAGGCGUUUUUAGCAGCCAUUGAGAGUCUCGGGAGCAGAGAGACCGAGGAAGGUGAAGCAACCAGCAAGUACAAGAUUGAAGGGCCCCAAAUCUUCAAUGCCAUCGUGCGGCUGUGCCUGAGAAACGCUCCCUCAGCCAUGGCGUCCAUCCUCAAGCUGAAGAGCCCCAGAGAUGACCCAACCAAGAGCAAGAAGUGGCACAAGAUGAGGAACUUCUUCAAGCUGUACCUGCGGAGCCUUGUGACGUUGACAGAGUGCAUGGCUGAACCCAGUGUGGCCGAGGUGGUGCUGAACAAGGGAGUUCUGCCACUCCUCAACUACUACGCUCACCACCCUGGCGUGUGCAAGAUGCUUCUCAGGAGGCUCAUCACACUCUGGGCCACCAGCGAGAAGAGGGUGCGGGUGGUGGCCUUCGUCGCUAUCUUCAGACUGGCCCACAACCUCCCCCCAAAGCCCCUGGAGUGGGUACUGAAGAGGCUGUACCUGACCUAUGUCCAGAACUCCAGGUUUACCUCUCCCUCCACCUGGGGCUUGAUUGACUUCAUGCGGUUGUCACUAGUGGAGCUGUAUGCUCUGGACCAGGUGCUGGCGUACAAACAUGCAUUCGUGUACAUUCGACAGAUGGCAUUUCACCUCAGAAAUGCCAUACUGGUGAAGAAAAAGGAGCGGAUCCAACUGGUGUACAACUGGCAGUAUGUCCACUGCCUGCACCUAUGGGCCGAGCUCCUGUCCAAAACCCACCCCAGCCCAGCCCUGCAGCCCAUCGUGUAUCCACUCACCCAGGUUGCCAUAGGGACCAUCAAGCUUCAGCCAACCCCAUCCUUCUUCCCGCUAGUCUUCCACGUGUGCGGGAUUCUGACGGACCUUUCCCGGCACACUGGCACCUUCAUUCCAGUCCUGCCCUUCCUGCUAGAGGUCCUCAACAAAGCCCCCCUUGCCAAGAAGCACAAGAAGGCCUCCAUCCGACCCUUUGACUGGCUGUGUAUGCUUCGGCUGUCCAGAGCGGAGAUGUCGGAGUCUGGCUUCAAGGACGGAGUGGUGGAUCAGGUGUAUGACGGCAUCGUUAACUACCUCAGCGUGGAAGCAGCGUCCAUUGGCUUCCCAGAGCUUGUGGUGCCGGCUGUCCUGCAGCUGAAGGCCUUCCUGAAGAAAUGCAAGGUGCCCAACUACACCAAGAAAAUUAAACACUUGUUGGACAAAGUCAAGGAGAACCAAGAUUUUAUUGAGUCAAGAAGAAAGGAUGUUACAUUUGCUAUUGGAGACAGGAAAGCUGUUAAGAAUUGGGAGAUCUCCGUGAAGCAGAGCGGAACACCUCUCACGUCAUUCCAUGCCAGCUGGCGCAAGACUAGAGAGAAGGAGCACCUGAGGCGAGUCUCCAACAGGGUGGAGAUGGACGACUACAACCUGCCGGUGGUCAAGAAACGUGAGCUACUGGACAAACAGAAGGCAAAGGAUAAGGAUGAAUUCAAGGAGCUGUUUGCAGAUGAUGAUGAUGAUGAUGAUGAUGAUGAGAUUAGGUUCCUGUCCAAGAGUGAGAGAAAGAAACUUCAGGCCCAGAGGAAAGAGGAGGAAGAUGAAGCUGAUGAAGAAAGCGAGGAUGAGGGUGAAGGUGAGGAUGCAGAAGAUGGUGAACAAGACAAUGUGAAUGAUGAGGAAAUUAGAGCUGCCUUUGACUCGGAUGACGACUCCGGUGAAGAUGUAGUGAAGGAGUUCAAUCUGUCAGACUUAGAGGCAUGAAAAUCAUCCCCUGCAAUCCAGGUCGUUCCCUCAUCUCCAUCAGACAUGUAAUGCUCUGUCUCUUUGUUCUGUAAUGCAAGGUCUGGAAGAACAGUCGAUGGAUGGCAGGAGCAGGAAGUGUAUGUAUAUCAAUGUUAACUUUCCUUGUAUAUCUUACCUAUACUUCUUCCAUAUUGUCACCACCAGUAACAGUACAGAGGAAGUAUUGCUAAUAUGUACAGCAAGGAUGAAUACAUGAACGUACACACAUUCCUACCAUCUGCUGUUCUUAUGGACUUUACAUUGUGGAUUGAGGGAACAGAAUUGAUAUGUAGUUGACCUAAUACAUACGAAACCAAGCCCUCAACACCUGCCUAGCGAUUUCUACAUGGAAGUUUAUGUACACUUCUCCAUCUGCAGCUUUGGCAGUUAAGUAGUGUUCAGGGCAGAAAACAAGGAAGAGGUAACCUUUAUAUAUUAUUUUACAAUAAAUUUCAAUUGUAAA
Molecule: messenger RNA, 2951 nt
Organism: Eriocheir sinensis (Chinese mitten crab)
Lineage: Eukaryota; Metazoa; Arthropoda; Malacostraca; Decapoda; Varunidae
Product: nucleolar complex protein 2 homolog
Exons: 15
Coding region: 182-2467 (761 amino acids)
Biological process (GO): ribosomal large subunit biogenesis; negative regulation of transcription by RNA polymerase II
Cellular component (GO): Noc2p-Noc3p complex; nucleoplasm; nucleolus
Molecular function (GO): histone binding; transcription corepressor activity
Source: RefSeq, a predicted model, not a curated record